Molecule: messenger RNA, 1793 nt
Organism: Vespa mandarinia (Asian giant hornet)
Lineage: Eukaryota; Metazoa; Arthropoda; Insecta; Hymenoptera; Vespidae
Product: TNF receptor-associated factor 6
Biological process (GO): regulation of canonical NF-kappaB signal transduction; innate immune response; lipopolysaccharide-mediated signaling pathway
Cellular component (GO): plasma membrane signaling receptor complex
Molecular function (GO): protein binding; metal ion binding; ubiquitin protein ligase activity
Source: RefSeq, a predicted model, not a curated record
GAAUAUUGAUAAUUCUUGAAAUGCAACAGGAGAUUAUAUGUCUUCUUUGAAUAUUCGUUGAAUAUAUAUAAACAUAUAUGCAUUGUACAUGAAUUGCAUUGUAAUGUGAAUUAAGAAAAUCAAAUCAUUCAAGAAUGAUCAUUUAUUUUUCUAAUUUUCUUUGUGUGAUCUCUUUACAAAUAAUCGAACAAUAAGGUCUUUGUAUUUAACAACGUGACUUUCAUUAAAAUGAAAACAUAUAUAUAUAUGUAUAUAUAAUGAUAUAUAUUUAACUCCCGCAAUAUUGGAAUUCUUCCUGGAAAAUCAAUAAUGGCCACAUCAGAGAAAAUUAAUGAACCUAUUAAGGUGGCAGAAGAAAGUGGAAUUUGUGGUGAUGGUAUAAAAGAAUACUUGGAACCCCGAUUUGAGUGUCCUAUUUGUUUAACUUGGCUACGUGAUCCAGUUCUAACAUCUUGUGGUCAUAAGUUUUGUUCACGAUGCAUUUACACUUGGUUACAAAGAGAAGGUGCAUGCUGUCCAGUAGACAGUCAACCUCUAAAAUCUGAAAGUGAUCUUUUCAGAGAUCUUUAUACCAGCAGAGAGAUAUCUCAGCAACGAACUACAUGUGCAUAUCGUCAAUUUGGCUGUUUGAUGGAAUUAUCACCAGUAGAUAUGGAGACACAUAUCAAUCAAUGUACAUACAAAAGUUUGUCUACCUCAGUAGGGACUCAAUGUCCCUUUAAAGAUGUUGGUUGUAUGGAAAUAUUUUGUUCUGAAGAAUCUUCACAUAUUCAUUUGGAAAAAAAUAUCAAUUCACAUUUAACUAUGAUACUAAAUGCACUUCCACGCUUAUCUAUAAACCAAAGCAAUGUUAGUGCCAUAUCCGCAGAAUCUAAGUUAUGGGAUCCACCACCCAAAAACGGAACAUCAGUUUCAGAUAAAGAACCACCACCAGAUUGGCAGCAGUUAUUAAAGAGUUUGUAUGAAAGGAUAGUGGUAUUAGAACAACAAAAUCGAGAACUUUCUAUUAUUGUCUCCAAUCAAAAAAAUCAACUUACAGCUUUACAAACAUCAAUACGUUUUACAGAAGAGGAAAUGUUAUUACGUAAUUGUAAUGGUGUUUAUAUCUGGAAAUUAAAUUCUUUCCAAGAAAAGCUUACUUCCAUGAUAAAUGAUCCUUUAAAGAUGUAUUAUAGUCCUGGAUUUUACACUGGACCUAAUGGUUACAAAAUUUGUGCCAGAAUAAAUAUAUCCUCAAAGGAUCCCGAAUUUUUGUCAAUACUUUUACAUAUUAUGAAAUCUGAAAAUGACGAUGCAUUAGAUUGGCCCUUCAAUGGUGUUAUGUAUUUCAUUUUGAUACAUCCACAUAACACAGAAAAAGAUAUAAGAGAGAAAACUUGUUCCAGACCAGAUCUUGAAGCUUUCAGAAAGCCAAUCUGUGAAUUAAAUAAACGUAGUUUUGGCUACGUUGAAUUUGUGCGCAUACGGGAUAUACCUGAUUUUUUACGAAAAGAUACUUUAACAUUUCGAAUUGAAGUUCGAGCAUACGAUAAAUUUAAGUUACCAUUAGUAUAAAAUCAUUUAUUAUACUCAUUAGUAACUAUAUCAAACUUUGUGAAUAAUUAUAAAGUACAGAUCUUUUAUAUAUUAUUAAACUGUUAAGAUAUUUUUUAUCAAUUUUAUAUAAAAAAAAAACCCAAAAGAAUCCGUCCAAUUUUUGUACAAGAUUGUUGAAUUAACAACAUAUAUUAUACUACCUGGAUAUUUCACAUACGGGAAAUAUUAAAUAAUUUGUCUUCUACCGACCCAUUUCC